ACUUUGCUUCUUCGCCAAUUGCAUGCGUUUUUUCACAAGAUGCAUUUAAAAUGUUUAGCAAAGCCCUGGAUUUGGCUGUACUCUUUAUAAAACUACCACACGUCUCUUAACCAUCUGCACGUGAACAUUGCGUCUUACUUAAAAAUAUAAUAGUCAGUCUUGGAAGAGCAAGGGUCGAUUUCCAAAGAAAGGUGAACGCGCGACAGGCUACGCGAAGUUGUGUUGUGGAUAAUAAGCAUGGAUCCGGAAUGUAAUUCGCCGGGCUUCAAAUCAAUAUUACAGGCGAAUGUAGUCCAUUUGCAGCGGUUACUGGAGUAUGAAGAACAAGUGUGUAAAUGCCAGACUCUGAGACUAGUUUUAGAAGAUCUACAGAAAAGACUUGAGGAGAAGGACGACAAACUCACUGAGGCAAACAAGGUGAUCAGAGCACUGAGGGAUGAGGUGCAGACACUGCAGCAACAGCUGGAGCAGCACAGACGCCACAGCAAGUACCGUGAUGACGACACAAUUGGACAGAGACAUCAGCAAGAUCGGCGUGCAAGAGAAAAUGACAUCACUGCAUUGGGUUGUGAGAUCCCACCAAACGUCUUUCUGUCCUGCACUUCUGGAGACGACCCAGCAGACACGCCGACAUCACCACAGGAACUGACAUUGCCACAGGAACUGGAGGACGACUGGGCAGAUUUUCCAGCGUCUCCUGCUGCUGAGGAUGAUGAUGAUGACGAUGAUGAUGAUGCACUGACCUCAUCACAGCAACUGAAACUGCCUGUGAUGUUAGUGAAGCUACAAGACUGCCGUGAACUGCUGGGGCCUGACAGAGUUUUUAAGAUUAAACCGAUGGAGGACAUCAGCUAUGAGGGUGAAGACGAUGACUACGGUGAUGACCUGUGUCAUCAGGAUGAUGAGUGCGACGACAGGGAUUACGACCCAAGAAAUGACGGAUUUGACUUCUGCUGCAUCAAUAAAGAACCUCAUUCCUCACCUGAAGAGAGCACUGCUGAGCCUGAGUUACCCACUGCGUCACCCAAUCAGGAGGUGGAUGAGCCCUGCAAUGACAACCACACUGCCCACACAAGAGAAGGAUCACAAGUGAACUCAAUGAAUGCUGUGAAGUCUAAAUCAAAAUACAAUGAUCCCCAUGAAUGUGAUGUAUGUGGGAAAAUACUUUCAUGCAAGAAAAGUCUACGCAGACACCAAAAAGUGCAUUCACAGCAAAGGCAAUGCACUGCUUACGCAGGAGAAGGGUCUAAAUCAAAAUACAAUGGUCCCUAUGAAUGUGAUGUAUGUGGGAAAAUACUUUCAGCCAAGAGAGGUCUACGCAUUCACAAAAGAAUACACACAGGAGAGAGACCCCAUCCUUGCGCACUGUGUGAAAGAACAUUCAGGACUUUUAGUCAUUUAUAUAGACACCAAAAAGUGCAUUCACAGCAAAGGCAAUCCACUGCUUAUGCAGGAGAAGGGUCUAAAUUAAAAUACAGAGGUCCCCAUGAAUGUGAUGUAUGUGGGAAAAUACUUUCCGGCAAGACAAGUUUAAUCCAUCACAAAAGAACACACACAGGAGAGAGACCCCAUCCUUGCGCUCUGUGUGAAAGAGCAUUCAGGACUUCAAGUCAUUUACGUAGACACCAAAAAGUUGUUCAUUCACAGCAAAGGCACUCCACUGCUCACGCAGGAGAAGGGUCAAAAUUAAAACACAAUGGUCCCCAUGAAUGUGAUUUAUGUGGGAAAAUACUUUCAAGCGGGGACGGUCUACGCAUUCACAAAAGAACACACACAGGAGAGAGACCACAUCCUUGCGCUCAGUGUGGAAGAGCAUUCACUACUUUUGGUAAUUUACGUAGACACCAAAACAUUGCUCAUUCACAGCAAAGCCAAACCACUGCCCUCACAAGAGAAGGGUCACAAGUGAACUCAAGGAAUCCUGUAAGGUCGACAUCAAAUUACAAUAGUCCCCAUGAAUGUGAUGUAUGUGGGCAAAUACUUUUAGGCAAGAGAAGUCUAAUGCUUCACAAAAGAACACACACAGGAGAGAAGCCCUAUCUCUGUGCUGAUUGUGGCAAAACAUUUAGGACUUCAAGUCAUUUAUGGAGGCACAAACGAGCUGCUCAUUCACACCAAAUGCCUGAAGGGUCACGCAUGAACUCAAGGAAUCCUGUUAAGUCUAAAUCAAAAUAUCAUGGUCCCCAUGAAUGUGAUGUAUGUGGGAAAAUACUUUCAGGCAAGAAAAGUCUAAUCCUUCACAAAAGAACGCACACAGGAGAAAAACCCCACCCAUGCUCUCUGUGUGGAAGAGCAUUCAGGACUUUAGGUAAUUUAUGUAGCCACAAAAAAGUUGUUCAUUCACAGCAAAGGCAAUUCGCUGCCCACACAGGAGAAGGGUCACAGGUGAACUCAGGGAAUCCUGUAAGGUCGACAUCAAAAUACUAUGAUCCUUCUGAAUGUGAUGUAUGUGGGAAAAUUCUUGCAAGCAAAAAAGGUCUGCUCCUUCACAAAAGAACUCACACAGGAGAAAAGCCCCAUCCCUGCUCUCUGUGUGGAAGAGCAUUUAGGACUUUAGGUAAUUUAUGGUGCCACAAAAAAAUUGUUCAUUCGCAGCAAAGGCAAUCCACUGAUUCACCCAACAUUGGAAGCUGUCAGGGGGUGACCUUGACUUUACAAAGUAUUCUCACCCAGCAUUCCACUGAAAUUCCACUGGAAAAUGCACCCACUGACUCAGCCAAAGCUACAGGUCAUCAGGAGUGAGACAAAACCUCAUAUCCAACUUAAUUCCACAUCUUAAAAUUAAAACUAUGGUAAGGAUAUCCAGCUUUAAUCACAUGAAUUUCAAGUUAAUCUGUUGUACUACGGCGCUGCUACACACACAAAGUUGCCUUUGCCGUCAUUUGAACACAAGUAGUACAUAACAAGCAGAUGUGUCAAAAGUAAAAAUAAGAAACUUCCAACACGUGUAACUUAUGUCAGUAAUCUGACCUGUGUACUUGUCUUGCUAUCAGCUGACUCCAUGCUGGUGGGAUCAAGUUUGUGGUGGUUUCCAGUCAGGUUUUUAGUGUUUUUCAUUAACAACACGAGCUACCUCAUUAGGUUUACCUCAUUAGGUAAAACCCUACCAAUCAGGCGCCAAGCGUGCGACUAAGUUAGACAGGCAUAGAAUCUUAAUUUUGGAAUGCAGACGGUAUCUCUAAGGGAACAUGCUGUAGAAACCAUGCACAUCAUCUAUGGAAAACUAAAGAAUCACUACGUACUACGUCAGCAUUCCGAACGAAGAUUCUAGAAGCAUUAAGUUAGACGCCCGUGUGGCGAUGCAUCUAUCUUGAUCACAAGAUUUUGGUGCAGUUGGCAUGGUUCCUACAACUUUACAGACAAUAAGAUAUUUUAAAAAGUACCCUACCCUAAUGGAAGAUAAGACGGAUAACGGCCUUCGAGGUUGACUGGUUCGACAAAGUUAAUGGCUUGGCGGAGGCAACUGUGCACGUCACCAGAGUUCAGAGCCGCCGCCGAGCCAUUAACUUUUUGGGACCAGUCACCUCAUUGGCCGUUAUCCCUUUCUUAUUCAACUGACUCAGGGUCCAAGUUAUCCAUACAAGACAUGAAUGCAAUUACAUUAUAAAACCUUUAAAUCAUCCACCCUCAUAACCCCGCACAGCCGUCCACACCCACAUGCACUUUAUCUUAACAUUUGUAUCUCCAAUGUGAUUUUUUAAAUGUAAAGAUAUUGUGUGUGUGUGUGGACUACUGUGCCGCCUUACCAUUGACUUUGUGGAACCGUUCACCUUCCUUGUCGGCCGUUAUCCCUUACGUACGUGUACAGUAUAUACUGCAUAUUCUGUAGCAUUUUUGUAGAGUAUAAUUUGUUUGGUUGUUUGUUUUUUUCAGGGUUUUUUCCUACAUUUUUCUGGGGGGAUUUUCCAGUGUUUUUCUUCCACUAUUGCUGUUGUUAAUAAAUCGCAGUGAGUCAGCACA
This is a messenger RNA of Engraulis encrasicolus (European anchovy), 3960 nucleotides long. Its product is annotated as zinc finger protein 271-like. Lineage: Eukaryota; Metazoa; Chordata; Actinopteri; Clupeiformes; Engraulidae. The transcript is spliced from 6 exons. The record is from RefSeq and is a predicted model, not a curated record. Bases 238 to 2742 code for a protein of 834 amino acids.